CCGACACGACCAAACCCACGAGAGAAGAAGAGAAAAAAGAGACUCGGCUUGCUCCAUCAGCAAGGAGGAAGCGGAACGCGCGAAUCCAACUCCGCCGCCGCCGCCAUGAGCGCCAUGAAGUUCUGCCGCGAGUGCAACAACAUCCUGUACCCCAAGGAGGACAAGGAGCGGCAGGUGCUCCUCUUCGCCUGCCGCAACUGCGAGCACCAGGAGGUGGCCGGCGACAACUGCGUCUACCGCAACAUCGUGCACCAUGAGGCCGGGGAGCGCACGCAGGUCCUGCAGGACGUCGCUUCCGACCCCACCCUUCCCCGCACCAAGGACGUCCGCUGCGCCGCCUGUGGCCACGGCGAGGCUGUCUUCUUCCAGGCUACAGCAAGAGGGGAGGAGGGGAUGACUCUGUUCUUCGUGUGCUGCAACCCCUCUUGCGGCAACCGGUGGAGGGAGUGAACGAUUCGCAUCUCCUUCCCGCGGAGGCUACCGUCGACCCGUGCCCUUUAGGAUCAUGCUCUGGAAUUUAGAGUUUCCGAUAGCUAGCGGUCUUGUUAGAGCACAAGAGAGCUGAACUUGUGAAACAUAUAACUGUGGUUUCAGUACUUGCUCGUGACCAUGUACUUAAUUUACAAACCCUUAUGUCUCUAAUCACAUUUUAUAGGUUGGUUCUUGCCUAUCCACUGUUAA
Messenger RNA from Triticum urartu, 681 nucleotides. RefSeq names its product DNA-directed RNA polymerases II, IV and V subunit 9B-like. Gene Ontology annotation, biological process: transcription initiation at RNA polymerase II promoter; transcription-coupled nucleotide-excision repair; DNA-templated transcription. Lineage: Eukaryota; Viridiplantae; Streptophyta; Magnoliopsida; Poales; Poaceae. Gene Ontology annotation, molecular function: nucleic acid binding; DNA-directed RNA polymerase activity; zinc ion binding. Gene Ontology annotation, cellular component: RNA polymerase II, core complex. The record is from RefSeq and is a predicted model, not a curated record.